This is a messenger RNA of Pistacia vera, 486 nucleotides long. RefSeq lists its product as uncharacterized. The transcript is spliced from 2 exons. The record is from RefSeq and is a predicted model, not a curated record. The coding region runs from base 1 to 486 and encodes 161 amino acids. NCBI's taxonomy places the organism in Eukaryota, Viridiplantae, Streptophyta, Magnoliopsida, Sapindales, Anacardiaceae.
AUGGAAGCAGUCAUGCCCUUUCUGGUAAGAAAGAUGGACAACGAUGGAAACACCAUCUUGCAUAUGGUUGGAAUAAAAAAACCAGAUUACGCACCUGAAAAGAUGGAAGGACCGGCGCUGCUAUUGCAAGAGGAAUUACUUUGGUUUGAGCAAGUUAAGAAUGUGAUAAUCUGCAUACCCCAAUUCCUAGAUCACCAGAAUAAUAUGGGGUUGACCGCAGAAGCGCUAUUUGCUGCUGCAAAUAAGGACCUUCGUAUUUCAUCCAAAGAAUGGUUAAAGCACACGGCGAAAGGAUGCUCAGUAGUGGCAGUUCUCAUUGCUACCGUUGCCUUUGCUGCUGCAUAUACAGUACCUGGUGGACCUAAUCAGAAUUCUGGUUUUCCAGUCCUCGUGAAUCCAAGGAAAGUUGGGAAAGAAUUAUGCUAUACUCUUUCUCCUUUAUUCCGGUGGGAGUAUUUGGAUUAUCAUAUUUCCCUCUCUAUAUAA